Candoia aspera is the source of this 864-nucleotide messenger RNA. RefSeq names its product protein FAM217A-like. The record is from RefSeq and is a predicted model, not a curated record. The transcript has 3 exons. The coding region runs from base 1 to 864 and encodes 287 amino acids. NCBI's taxonomy places the organism in Eukaryota, Metazoa, Chordata, Lepidosauria, Squamata, Candoiidae.
AUGUUUUGCAUCUUUCAGCUCAAUUCAAACAGCAGCAAACAAGGGCAAUUCCAUUCCCGGAACAAUGUACCUAAACAAGGCAAUAAUUCUGUCAGCAGAGACUUCAGUAAACCUUGUGCAGAAAUGCCAUCUACCUCCAGUGAUGUUCCUAGAAACGUAAUCCAUACUAAUCCACUGGUACAAUCUUUUUUGAAGAGACAUCACCCUGUUUCUUAUCCAGGAACUAAGAAGACCGCAUCAGAGAAAAAGUGCAGAGAUGGCGAUGGGGACUUUCCCAAAAGGACAAAGGAAGCUACUACUACUGAUUCUUCUCCUGCUAGAAAUAGUAGUGGGGAUGACGUGCAUUUGGCAAACAAAUGGAAAGUGAAAAAAAGAAAUGAUAAUGUAGAAAGAAAGCUUUUAGCAGAAGAAAAGGCAGCAGCUGAGACUAAGAGAAGAAAUAAAGCUCUGCUGGAAAAGUUAAAAAAUGUAAAUCUUAACUUAAAACCGGACCCUUUUGAGCACCAGGAAGAUGAUGUUCCCUCUUCUUCUGCUGAGAAUGACACGUUUCCAUAUCCUGAUUUUCUUCCUUCACCCUACAAUAAUUUGAAUUUAAAAAAAUUGUCCUUGUCCAAGUCAGAUGAUUGGAAAUCAUCUAUAAAGCCACCACUUAAUGCCUCGCUCAAUAAACUAGUUUCACGUCUUGUGCAGAUGGAAAGGUUACAGCACGCAACUAUCUUAAGAGAAAGGGCAAGCGAAGCUACUUGUCCUGCUGUGGCUGCUAACAAUCCCCUGGGAGCUCCUGGAGACAUAGAGAGCCUGGAUGACUGUGAGAGCAGCAGAGAGAAGAGGCAAGAGGGGGGCCACAGCGGUGGCCAUGAGUGA